AAGGGAGCGCUUCACUCACUCGGAGGGGCUGCAGAGGAGAAGCCGCUGUAAAGCUCCGAGUUAAAGGGUCCAGAAACGGUGUAGUUUUAAUAGAGAAGAGAUUUAUUUAUAUAUUUUUAUAUCGAGUAACUUAUUCUACCUCAACCUGCAAGUGACUUGUCUGAAAAAGUUCGUUUUAAAGGCUUUUAUCCUCUUCCGGUUUACACUUCUCCGCUGCAGGGUGUUUAAUUUUGAACUUGUGAUAACCAUGACUGACGUUUGUUAAGUGUUCUUCACGCAACAAGAAGAAACUAAUGCACUUCAGCACCUUUUCGGAGGCCUCUGUGAGCGGCUCCAGCAGCUGAUGACCAAAGAGCUCCAUCCUCAGCCACACGCAGGCCCACUCCUCUCCCAGCGUCCUCACCAUGUUCCAGAGGUUCACCAGCAUCCUGUUUGGAGACGACAUGGAGGAGGCCAGUGGGUGUCCUGCAGAUGUGGGCUUUAACGAAAAUGAAGAUGAUGAAGAGUGGAUCCUUGUUGAUUAUCUUGCUGAGGCUUGUUCCGGUGACUGUGGGGACGGGCUGGUGGAGGUGUGCGCGGAGGACGUGGAUGGCCCGAAGCUGCCUCUGCGCUGCUCUUCCUGCUCCUCUCUGGACUCCACAGCAGAUGCAGACCCUGAGGAUGGGGACUUCCUGAGGCUGGAUGCAGCAUGUGAUCUGGAGGAGAGCUGGUUCAUCACACCACCACCCUGCUUCACUGCAGGAGGGAGAGCUCCAGUGCUGCUGGAGACCAGCCCUCUGGAGAACCUGCUGAUCGAGCACCCCAGCAUGUCUGUGUAUGCUGUGCACAACUCUCGUCACCGCCCCGCCAAGGACGGCUCCUGCGAGCCCAACAUCCUCAGGACUGAAGUUCAGCGCAGGCCGAGUCACCCCACUGGCUGCUUUGCAGCCACUCUGGCCGCCACCCGCGCAGGCUUCCUCGAGCAGGCCAAAAAUGGCCGUCUGGCUCAGAAGAUCCGUGAAAACGUAGAGCGCCAGCAGCUGUCCCGCAACGCCCUUCGCCGCCUUAACCUGCUCCGCAUCGGUGGAGCCAAGCAGGCCAAAGCCACCACAGGCCACGUCCACCAGCCUGGACAGAGGCAGUUCAACUACUGAGGCCGCCCCCACUGUGAUCCCGCCAAACACAACCCACCCCGUAGCCCACCUCCACUGGGAAUCAGCCUUUCACUCGGAAUGGAACGGAGUCCUUCAGAAUCAAUAGCAUAGGUCACUUUAUUCCAGUGCAGGUUCCAGCGGUCUACUUGAGCGCAUGUCCAAAUCAGGUGCCGUUCAGCUCUGUGGCUCCUACCCCAGAGCCCGGAGAGCCGGCACUGGGUUUAUUUUAACUGUGUCACAAACUCUGCAGAGGAGAAAGUUUCAAGGUGUUUGUGUGCACUUAACAGCCAUAACCCCAUGUAGAGUGAAUGAGAAGUGAAGAGUGUGUUUUUUCCUUUUAUUUUUUCUGUUUUAUUCCAUUGAACAGGCAGUUUAGCAAUUCUGCAAACCUGCUUCUACUUAUUUUAGAACAUCUUAUGUCUUGUUUUUUUGAAGCCAUCAUACUUUGUCAUUCACAUUAGUGGCUAAAUAAUCAGCAAUCAGCAGCACCUCUCAAGAUAAGAUUGAAGCGGCCAAUGAUGGUAGGCCAUCUCUCUCUUUUUAUCUCUGUCUUUAGACAUAUUGUCACUAUAAGCCUUGUUUUAGUAGUAGAUUUAAAAAUAUGUAAAAUAUAUGAGAAAAAAAAAACUUGUGAAAUAUUUUUAAAAGGAAAAAAUAUAUUACAUAUCAGUAUGAAGUUAUCUGUGUGUUAUCUAUCUGCAGUGUGAGGUAUGUAAGUAAGUAGCCUUGUUUUUCUUACGAUGGUGUGUGUGGGUGUGUGUGCAUUUGUUGUAUGACUGUAGCCACUGUAGCCACUAGUCUUGAAGCAGAUGUUUAAAAAAAAAAACAAAUGAAAAAAGUAGUGGAGUGUUUUAAUGUCUUUAAAUCAUUGUCCGCUCUGAAUCUGCAGUACACUUCUCAGGGUCAUAUCAGUUCACCUGUACUCUUUACUAAAAUGCAGAUUACUUGAUAACUGUUGAUUCUCUUUGUACAUACUGGAAAACCUCUCAAUUUGUCAUGUGUGUACCUUUAUUUGCCUUGUGGAAAUAUUUGUAAUUAAUAAUGAUAAUUUUUAACAAACCUGAAUGAAAUGCUCGCUGUGAAAACAACCUUUUAUUUCCUCAAUUGACUGUUAAGACCUGCAAACAUGGAGUAAAACUGUUAGUUUUGUUUUUCUUUUCUCUCACUAAAAUGACCUUUCCAUGUUUUUUUAAUGCCUUAUGCUUGAUUAGUUACAUAAAAAAGUCAUAUUUGCUGAAGUAAAUAUUUAAAACUCGACGUAGCAGAAAGCUUUGUUAGUGUUUAAUAUGUUGUUAUUUUUUAUGUUCUUUUAUUUGUCUAAAAACAACAAAUCUAUUGUGUGAUGUGGUGAAGUUAUGACUGCCAAGCUAAUAGUCUCUCUCAGAUGAAUCCACAGCACAGGACUGAUGGUUAUGAAGUGUAGACGUUCACACUUUCUUACCUUGUAAACAAGCCUGACUUGUUUUUGGGUGAGCGAAUGAGCCACAUCUCAAGAAAAGCUCUGUUUAUAUGUAGAUGCAAAUUGUUUCUACCCCAAUUGUUUCUACCCCUCUUCUUUUGACUUCUCUGGUUAAAGGGAACUGGGAGAUAUGCAGCAGUGUCUUCAUUUUCCUGAAUGAAUACGUCUGGAAGAGCAGCUUUUUCUUGUCUCUAAUAGCCUUUAAAUUAAACAACAAACACACAGGGAUUUUCGUUUUACCUUGAAACGUCUUGAGGAUCUUGUGCCUUCCAGGUUAACAGCGCGACAAUGCAUCGAUCACGAACUUGAACUCUGUCCAAACUGACUUGGAUGAACACACACGGCUAUGCACAGGAAAGCAAACCUGUCUGUGUGAGCCUCUCACUCUGCACAGCCUUUUACUUACUGAUGUAGCAAAUGUCCAUUUUAUGUUCAUGUGUGAAGAAUGGCUUGUGUGGCAUUCAUUGUUCACUGAGUGGUAGACCAUGCUUUCAUUCAUUUUUAGUUUACUGGAAUAAUGCAGCACUUUGCCAAAGGAGUAGGGUUUUUUGUGUUUUUGUUUUUGUGGAAACAAAUGUUAUGUUUCUCCUUUCUUACACUUUGGACUCAUAUUAAAUGUACACCAACCAAAUGUUUUUUUGUUGUGACAAGCGUUAUUAAUGUCAGUUUCAGUUGUGUUCCCAACACAGAACAGCCACUCGUCAGUAUAAUUUAUGCACAUUUAUUUUCCAAUAAAUGGUUUAAUACCGAUUUAAAAAA
This is a messenger RNA of Astyanax mexicanus (Mexican tetra), 3351 nucleotides long. RefSeq names its product tumor protein p53 inducible nuclear protein 1 (gene tp53inp1). The transcript has 4 exons. Gene Ontology annotation, biological process: positive regulation of DNA-templated transcription; autophagosome assembly. The coding region runs from base 405 to 1133 and encodes 242 amino acids. The record is from RefSeq and is a predicted model, not a curated record. Gene Ontology annotation, cellular component: autophagosome; nucleus. Lineage: Eukaryota; Metazoa; Chordata; Actinopteri; Characiformes; Acestrorhamphidae.